Drosophila busckii is the source of this 5056-nucleotide messenger RNA. RefSeq names its product adhesion G protein-coupled receptor A3 (gene Remo). The transcript is spliced from 4 exons. NCBI's taxonomy places the organism in Eukaryota, Metazoa, Arthropoda, Insecta, Diptera, Drosophilidae. The record is from RefSeq and is a predicted model, not a curated record. Bases 16 to 4869 code for a protein of 1617 amino acids. Gene Ontology annotation, biological process: cell surface receptor signaling pathway; G protein-coupled receptor signaling pathway. Gene Ontology annotation, cellular component: plasma membrane. Gene Ontology annotation, molecular function: protein binding; G protein-coupled receptor activity.
CAAGCAAAGGCAUAAAUGAGCAACAAAAACAUGCUGUGGCAACGGAUCGUUGGGGUGCUGCUGCUGCCGCUGCUGCUGCUAUUGUUAUUCUACACGCCGACAAACUUUGUGGUGCAAGCAGCAUGCCCCAAAAAAUGCAGUUGCAAGAACAUUUCGGAAAAUAUUGAAAAGUUGCGUGUGCGCUGCGAUGAACAACAAAUUAUUAACUGGCAAGAAUUCGAUUUCGGCGAUGAUGUGCAAAAUAUAAUAAGCAUAAAUGCGAGCAAAAAUUCUAUAGCGCAUAUAGACGAGUCGCACUUUAAAAGUUUUACAGAGCUAAAGCGCUUGGAUUUAUCGUCAAAUCUGUUAACUGAACUGGAUAAGCAAACAUUUGGCAAUAGUUUAUUAAAUGUGGAACGCUUGCGCUUGGCAAAUAAUACUAUAAGUCAUAUAUAUGAAGGUGCCUUUGAGCAAAUGCCCAAGCUAAAACAACUUGAUUUGUCCAGCAAUCCCUUGGCUUGUGAUUGUGGUCUCAUCUGGCUUAUAGCCUGGUCCAAUGCGCAUGAGGUGCGUCUGUAUCCAGCGCCCAAAUGUGAUUCCCCCAUCAAUUUUCGUGGCAUGCCGCUAAAGAAACUCAAAGUGGGCAUUGACUUUAGAUGUGAAUCGUUGCUGCAGCCGUUGCUGGAGCUGGUGCCCAAACAGAAUCAGAUUGCUUUUGAGGGCGAUGAACUGCAACUGAAGUGCUAUGCACCACGCGUAGCCAUUGGAGCACCACGUGAAUCGGAGGAUUUACCCACGCGCGCUUAUGUCUUCUGGGGCUGGUCGGAUAAGAUACGCGCCAACAACUCAACGGAUGAUAUAAUCUAUCGUGAUCCAACCAAAGUAUUUAAUGAUGUGCAGCUGGAGACGCCGCGACACUCAACAGACUCGGGCAUACUGAAUUCAAUUCUGCGCAUAGCCAGCCUGACACAGAAUCACACUGGCAUGUGGGAUUGCACGCUGCGCAGUCAACAGGCGAACCUAUCACAGGCGAUGGUGCUGCAUGUGAUAGCCAAGGGCACGUUGUACUGCGAAUCGCAGGUGAGUCGCACCAACAAAGGUGUUUACCAUUGGCCGCGCACCAUGCGUGGCGAGACGGUGCAACAGGCGUGUGUGGAGCAGCCCAGCGAUGUGGCGCAGCAACAGCAGCGCAAGGCAACCCAUGACUGCGGCAGCGAUGGACAGUGGCAGCAAUUGAACACCGAGAGCUGUGUGUAUGUGAGUGAAACGACGCGCAUCUUUGAGCAGUUUGCCAAAGUGAAUUUGACGCUGACAAAAGGACAGAACGCUCUGGAAAUAGCGCGACGCUUGCACAAUUUUACGCAAAUACAAACGCAGCUGCAUAAGAUAAAGGAUGCCAUGGACUUGGAGUACAUAGCGCGCACUCUACUGAAGUAUACAAAGCAGCUAGACCUGGGCACAGCGGCGCCUGCGACGGCUACGGCGACAGACACAGCACAGCAGCAGGAGUUAGCCUAUAUAUUAAUGGAUAUAGUAGCGCAGUUGCUAAACCUACCGCUGAGUCUUUUUGAGGCAGCGCAGCGUGCACAGCAGACAGGCCACAAACUGUUGCACAUAGUCGAGCAAACCGCUUUGAGUUUGAGCAGCAGCCAAAGCGCAAAUAUAUACAGCGCCCGCUUUGAUAUGCAGCUGCCGGAGUUCGCCAGCUUGAGCUGCAUUUGGCUUGCCACACGUGGACUGCAAUGCAGCAGCGCCAACGAGAGUGUGCCCAUGUAUGAGCUGGGCCAGCUCGAUGCGGCCAUACAGCUGCCACAACAGCUGCUGCUAGCCAAUGCCAGCGAAUCGGCCAACAUGCUGCAGCUGCUGGUAAUGUUGCAAAAGCAAGGCAAGCUGAUGCCACAGCUAGCAAAUGCCAGCGAACUGUUGAGCUCGCACAUAAUCAGCGCUCAUCUAUACGAGCAGGCGCAGCAGCUGCAGCUGGAGUUGACGCCCGCGUCCAGAGUCAAUCUUAUGCUCAAAGCAUAUCCUUAUCAUCAUGCUGCCAGCGCACCGCGUCCUGCCUGCUGGCAUGUGGCUACAAGUAGCUGGCGCACUGAUCUCUGCCAGCUGCACUAUCAACAAGGCAACUUGGUUUACUUCAGCUGCAACUGCUUGGGCUACUACGGUUUGUUGCAACAACGUGCGUACCUAAAUGACUUUGCCAGCGAGCUGGCCGGCGCCAGGUUCAAGCAGCCACACUAUGCGCUCUACAUAAGCUGUGCGGUAUUGUUCGUCUGCGCCUGGUUCAACAUUGUUACCUAUAGCAUAUUCUAUAGUCACAUACGCAUAAAUCGCGUGCAGCGUCAUGCUUUGAUCAACAGCUGGCUAGCCUUGGCUACCUUGAGUCUGAGCUUCUGCUUGGGCAUUUAUCAAACUGCAAACUUGGCGCAUUGUCGCCUCAUUGGCUUACUGCUCCAUUAUCUGAGCUUGUGUGUGCUGCUUUGGCUGACGGUUUCGCUCAGCAGCAUGUACAAGCGUUUGACCAAGGCCAGCGCCUUGCCAGCGGCUACGCCACAGGAGCCGAAGCAGCAAAAGCCUAUACUGGGCAUUUAUCUCGUAGGCUGGGGCAUUGCGCUGCUCAUUUGUGGCAUCAGCAGCGCUGUCAACUUGCAUGACUAUGCUGCCUACAGUUUUUGCUUUUUGCACAGCAGCAUUAGCUUGAAUGCGCUUAUUGUGCCAGCCUUGAUCUUAAUCAUAUUUAGCUGCAUUUUAGCGCUUUGCAUUUACUAUCAGCUCAGCCAGCAGGCGGUCUACAUAUUGCAACAGCAGCAGCAGCAACGUUUGUAUGCCGACAACAAUACGCAAGCGACCGAACACAUUGACUUGGAUUGGUUGGAUGCCAGUGGACAAACGCACAAGCAACUGCAGGAGCAGCAAAGUAAUUUGAGUCAUGCCCUCAGCAGCAUAGUGGAUGACUUUGAGCGCUCCAAUAUGUCCCAGCUGCGUGCGCAGCUCUUUUACCUGGCGCUCUUUGUGGCCGCGUGGUGCAGCGCUGCUUGCUUCAUCUAUACACAGCAGCCGCUUUAUCUAACGCUCUUCAGCUGCUGUGCUGUGCUCUUGGCGCUGUUUCUGCUGCUCUACUUCAAUUUGACGCGUCAGGAUGCACGCUCAGUCUGGUCGCAAUCGUCGUCCCAGCACCAGCAGCAGCAGCAGCAACAUUCACAGCGGCUGCUGGCCUUGAGCUACAACAAUACAACAGCUAACAGCGGUGGCGUCGCUGCUUUGCUGAGCAACUCCUAUAAGCCGCCCUCGGCUGGCUCGGCGCGUUCCCAGAGCCAAUGCUCACAUAAGCAGCGCAGCAACAGCGCACGCAGCAUGCGCAGUCAGCCCACGCUGGAGCUCAUCAACAACAAUCCGGCGCAGAGCUUGCCCAGCGUGCAUGCGGACUGCAUACCCAGUGCUGAUCUAUUCUACAAUCCCAAUCAAAUCAAUGUAGCGCGCAAAUUCUUCAAGAAACAAAAGCGCCUGGCCAAGCGCAACAACUUUGAGCUGCAGCGCCAGACCUUGCCACACCAGCAGCAGCUACAGCAGCAGCAGCAGAUCUAUAGCGAUGCCAGCUCGGAGCAACUCUAUGCGCGACAUCACAAUGCCAUGACGCUGCUGGCAGGCGGCUCCAAAGUAAACAACAUCAAUUUGCAUUACAAGCCAACGAAUGGCAACAAUAUUGCCACACCUGCGGCCAGUUGGAGCAAACGCAAGCUGUUGCAAGCAAAUAUAUAUACGAAUAUACCUGAAACAUUGACGCCGCAGCAUGAGAUAAUAAAAUUACGCACGCCGUCGCUUUUAAAUCAAACGCUGCUCGAGGAGGAAGCGGAGCAGGCGCCUGUGCCCAUGGCUGCAUCUGCGGUGGCGGCAGCGGCGGCGGCGGCGGCAGACACUGCUGCUGAGGAGGAUGAAGAAGACUACGCCAGCUCUUUGGAUGAACACGCGCCGCUUUAUGCCAACACCUUGCCGCCCAGCUCGACGCCGCUGCAACAGGCCAAGCCACCCAGCCUGGAAGCUAUGAAUGCAUUGGGCUUGCCCACGCUGCUGAAGAAUGAAAUCUAUGUGUCCAACUCGCUGCAAGUGACCAACAGCAUACGCUUGGAUUUCGAUUUUCCCAGCGUUCUCAUUCGCUGCAGUCAGCAGCAGCAAUCGAAGUCGUUGAACAAUAUUGCAGAUAUAAGCAGCGCUGCUGCGGCGAAUGCUGCCAACAGCAGCUGCGGCAGCGGCGCGCUAACAGCAGCGUUGCUUUAUAGCUGCAGCAGCGACAAUUUAACACAACUGCAGCUGCAGCAGCAACAGCAGCUAAAGGAGCAGCCCUUAGCUGCCGUUGCGGCCGCAGCACAGCUGCCUGUUGAACGCUUCUCGCCCACCAACGAAAGCGAUCUCAAUUACCAACACUCGGAGCUGAGCAUACGGAGUCAUGGUCUCUAUGCGCCACAAGCCGACAACGAUUUGAAUCUCACUUUAACUGAUGACUUCCGUUGCUAUCAAUCCUCGAAUGCCAGCGAAGCGGAUGUCGAUGUUUUGAAUGAAUUCGAUGAUGAGUUUGUUGCCUGCUCACCUAUUGCAACAGCAGAGCACCAACUACAAGCUGCAAGUCCACAACAUCAGCACCAGCAGCAGCAGCAACAACAACAAGAGCUAACAAGUGUUAUGCAUAACUCCAUAGAUGCGCUUUAUGAGGCCAUCAAGUGUCGCAGUCCGCUGAAACGCAACAAAUCGAAAUCACAGCAGUUGAAUGACACCAUGGAGGAGGAUAGCAGUCAGAGCAGCGUCAUCUCUUACAUCGAUCCGCGUGCCCAUCAUCAUCAUAACGAUGACAACAACGUGCACAGCCAUAGUCCUACCAACAAUUAUCCUAGUUAGCCCUUAAGUCAAGCAGCUAGCAUUUUGUAUAUUUAAGUUUUAUCCAUGUCUAUAUUUAUAAAUAGUCAGCGUAACUAUUGUACACUUAGCUUAAGACAAAACUCUACCCCUUUUUAAACAUUUAAGCCAACUAUUUACAAACAAAAACAUAUUUUUUUGAUUUUGUUGUCUGCUUCCAAGUAUUGUA